This is a messenger RNA of Episyrphus balteatus (marmalade hoverfly), 1260 nucleotides long. RefSeq names its product odorant receptor 67d-like. The transcript is spliced from 5 exons. NCBI's taxonomy places the organism in Eukaryota, Metazoa, Arthropoda, Insecta, Diptera, Syrphidae. Gene Ontology annotation, biological process: sensory perception of smell; detection of chemical stimulus involved in sensory perception of smell. The record is from RefSeq and is a predicted model, not a curated record. Gene Ontology annotation, cellular component: plasma membrane. Gene Ontology annotation, molecular function: odorant binding; olfactory receptor activity. The coding region runs from base 49 to 1203 and encodes 384 amino acids.
UGUUUUGAUUCAAUUAAGUUUUUUUUAUAAUAAAAAAAAAACCUAAAAAUGAGCUUACCUUCUGAAAAAUAUCAAAGAUUAAUGAAAACAGCACGUCUUUGUGCUGCAGCUUGUGGUGCUGAUGUUGCAGAUCCUAAUUACCAUGUUAAUUUUAUAACAGUUUGCGUAAUGUUCUGUAUAACAGUUUAUUUUAUAUUUUCCGCUUAUACAGUGCAAUUGAAAUUUUCGGAAAAUUGGGGAGUGCUUUUAGAAUCAUUUUGUAUGGUUGGUAGUGUUAUUCAGGGAAUCUCUAAACUUUUUACUGGAAUUGGCUAUACAAAAACCUUAGCAUUUACAAACAACGAACUACAAACCAUUUAUAAGCAAUAUGAAAUAAAAAAUAAAUAUUGCAUAAGAGUUUUAAAUAAAUGUGUCUCGAAAGUCUCAUUGUUAUUAAGGACCAUCUCAAUAUCUCACGUAUUUAUUUUCAUUUGGCUUUUCUUUGCCCCAUUGUUUAUGUACUUAAUAACUGGUCGUCGUUACAUGUUGAUGCAAUUUUAUUUGCCCGGAUUGGAUGUUGAAACCGAUUUUGGAUAUUUUACAACACUUGGCAUGCAAGGUGCUUGCUUGGUUUUCGGUGGUUUUGGUAAUUUCGCUGGAGAUUUGUUUUUUGUUAUAAACAGCACGCAUGUUAUACUUUUUGCUGAUAUUCUUAAAAUAAAAAUUCGAGAAUUCAAUGACAUCACAGAAACUGAGGAAUUGGGUUCAAAAAAGUCUGAAGAAUUAUUGAAUGAUAUUAUAGAAUGGCAUCAACAUUAUUCGCAAUAUGCCAAGACUACCAACACAGUAUUCUAUUGGAUGACAUUUGUCGAAAUUGGUACAACAUCCUUGUCAAUUGUUUUGACUCUUUUUAUAAUGUUAACAGGAGAUUGGCCAGGAGCAUAUUCAUAUUUAUUUCUAGAGUUUAUCAUGUUGUACGUUUAUUGUGGAAUUGGGACAUUGGUUGAAUUAACAAAUGACAAGUUUUGUGAUGAAAUCUAUUCAAUUCAUUGGUAUAAACUGGCAGUUCCACAGCAAAAAUGCGUUUUACUUAUGUUAAUGAAAUCACAGGAUCCUGAAUUAAUUACUGUUGGAGGUGUAAUGCCUUUAUCAGUUAACACAGCUCUUCAGGUUACAAAGUCAGUGUAUAGCAUUAUGAUGAUGAUUUUAAAUUUCAUUGAAUAGAUUCGAUACUGUAAACUUACAUUAUUUAACUAGCUAUCUGUUUAAAUUAUAAAGUGC